Molecule: messenger RNA, 2062 nt
Organism: Ilyonectria robusta
Lineage: Eukaryota; Fungi; Ascomycota; Sordariomycetes; Hypocreales; Nectriaceae
Exons: 3
Coding region: 14-1906 (630 amino acids)
Biological process (GO): positive regulation of transcription by RNA polymerase II
Cellular component (GO): nucleus
Molecular function (GO): transcription cis-regulatory region binding; DNA-binding transcription factor activity, RNA polymerase II-specific; zinc ion binding
Source: RefSeq, a predicted model, not a curated record
CUGUACACUGCAAAUGGAUCCUUCCGUCUCGCGGCGUCGUCGUGUCGAGCGCGGGAAGCGGUCGAAAACCGGCUGUCGCACCUGCAUCAAGAAGCGCGUCAAGUGUGACGAGCUGCAUCCGGAAUGCGGCCGCUGCGUGCGCCUGAAGCUCCGGUGCGAAUGGGCUCCGCAGCAGCCUUCGCUUGCGCUGAGGCGCCGUGGACAGGGCCCUAUCAAGGAUCGAGAUGGCUGGACGCCAGAGGUCAUUCUGCCGAAGCCAGCGGGGGACGAAAUGCCGCAGGAGACGGGCGAUGCUGCGGUGCCGUUGAGCAGUUGCGCAGAUAUUCCUGCGUCGACGCAGCUUAAUCACGGCUUGGAGCCCGAGUUCUUUGACAUAAACCAGCCCCUGGAUGAGUCUGGCGUGAUGGCGGCCAUGGAUAUUGGGGCGGCCCUGGUCUCACCUCACUUUGGUCUAAGUGAAACCAUCACGUCCAUGAUGCUGAUGGACUCAUCCACCGGCCUCACUCCGAAUCUAGCAAACUCAGACGAUUGGGCCAUUGACGCCAACCGCCAGCAACACAUCUACAACACUCUCCAGUUCCCCAUGUCAAAUCCCUUUAAUCCCUUCAACUCGGCCAACUACCCCACGGCGACAACCGCCCUCUUCUUCGCCAACGCCAUCGGAGCAGAGUACGCCCCGUCCAACGGCACCAGCGACAUGCAGGCCGUGUCGUUCCACCGCGUCGUCUUUGCGCCGUUGAAGUCGACGCGCACUCCUGCCGUGUCCGCACACGCUCUCUUCCUCAACCGCGCGCUCGAGAACUGCAUGGCUCUACACUUUCUCCUCGCCGUCUCCCACAGCGAGCUCGCCAUCCACCAGGGCGCCGGCGUCGAGACGCCGCAGGAGUCUUGGACGCACUUCCAGCGCGGCUCGAAGCUCUUUCUGCAGGCGCUGGAUCCGCUCUCGCAGCCGGACCAUGUCGCCAUGAUGCUGUCGUUCUUGUACAUGUACAUGUUCUGGAUGCGUCGCAGUCCGCUCAACGUGCAGAAGUUGCGAGAACUGAGCGAUUCGGUCCUGGCCUACGUAAAAAGCUACAACCUAGAUGAACUCUGCGCCAGCGCCAGCGUAUCCGCGUCUCCACACUCUCCAACGUCAGACCAAGUACUCAUCGCCAGGAUUCUCACCUAUCUAUACGACCGAGAUGGUUUCUGCGAUUUCUUUGGCUGCGGCGGUGCGUUCGCCAGCUACGUGAGCCAGAACCACGAAAAGCGGCACCGCAUUUGGCGAUUGUCACGCACUACAUUUCCCGGGACGGACGAGAUCCCCACGACAUUGGGCUUGUCUCAGGUGCCAAAGAUUCCAGACUCGGCUGUUUUGAGUGUUUAUUUCGACUUGAUCGCCAUUCACCACGACAUUAACUGCUACAGCCAGGCUCCCGAAGACCAAACCCUGGCGGCAAGGGUGAAGAUCAAGAGGAGCCUCGACCGAAUACAAGAGGAACAAGCGUUUAUUUCACAGCUCGUGGCCGAUUCCGAACGCCAAGGCUCUUCGCCAUUCCUCAUGGCGCUCGUGACCGUCACCUUCUUCCAUGCGCUCCAGAUAUACUUCUACCGCAGUCGCAACUCGCACUUCGGCCAGCGCCCAGUUCCCUCCGAGAUACAGUGGGCGUUAAGGGAGCUAGUCGCGGCAGCAUACUACACCAUGGCCACAGGACCGGUGCAGCUUCUGGAGCGGUUUCAGUGGUCGCUGUUGAUAGCCGGCAUCGAAACACACGACCCGGUGCACCUGGAAUGGAUUUCGAGGACCAUCUCGGACCCGAGCAUGAAACACGCUCUGCACUUGGUACAAGAGGCCAAGGCUAUAUCUUACAUCUCAAUGCAGACAUUGCGGCAGAUUAUUGAAGGUUGUUCCAGUGCAGGCGUCUAGGGUAUGGGCAACCCCCAAGGAAACAUGAUGCACGAUGAAUAGAUAUCACGAGAAUUAGAUAUGAUUCACGCUACGCCAUGUUUAUGGCAGUAUGAUAUUUGUACAUUUGACAACUCCGCACAUUGUGAAUAAAGCUGAAAUUUCCACCACAGAAAA